AGAGAGAGAGAGAGUAGUAAGCAGCAACACUUUGGUGUGAACGGGGAAGCAGGCGCGCGGCCCGGGGACCCGCCGGAAGAAGCAGCAGCUUCAGCGCGAGCCGGACGCACAGCGACAAAACACCGGCAGCACGAGCGACACCGAGGCGGUCAGCGGGGCGGAGAGGAGGAGGAGGAGGAGGAGGAGGCUCAUGCGCUCGUUCUCCCCCGCUGCCUCCAUCGUCGCUCCCUCUCUCUGUUCGCUCUCCUCACCCCUCGUUCCUGUCGGACUCGCUUCCUCGUUAAGAUGGCUGACCCCAACAGCGACGGAGAGGUACCGGAGAGCGCGCGCGGCUUCGCCCGUCAGGGAGCCCUCCGCCAGAAGAAUGUGCACGAGGUGAAGAACCACAAGUUCAUCGCGCGCUUCUUCAAGCAGCCGACCUUCUGCAGCCACUGCACGGACUUCAUCUGGGGCUUUGGGAAGCAGGGAUUCCAGUGCCAAGUGUGCUGUUUUGUGGUCCACAAGCGCUGUCAUGAAUUUGUCACCUUCUCCUGCCCGGGGGCCGACAAGGGACCUGCCUCCGAUGAUCCUCGAAGUAAACACAAGUUUAAGGUCCACACUUACUCCAGCCCGACCUUCUGUGACCACUGUGGCUCCCUCCUCUACGGGCUGAUACACCAGGGCAUGAAAUGUGACCACUGUAUGAUGAACAUCCACAAGCGGUGCGUGGCCAACGUGCCGAGUCUGUGUGGGACCGAUCACACCGAGAGGAGAGGACGCAUCCAGAUCUCUGCCCAGAUCAAAGAGGACACACUGACCGUCACCAUCAAAGAGGCUAAGAACCUGGUGCCCAUGGACCCCAACGGCCUGUCAGACCCCUACGUCAAGCUCAAGCUGAUCCCAGAUCCCAAGAGUGAGAGCAAGCAGAAGACCAAGACCAUCAAAUGUUGCCUCAACCCCACCUGGAAUGAGAGCUUCACCUUUAGCCUAAAAGAAAGUGACAAGGACCGCCGUCUAUCGGUGGAGAUCUGGGACUGGGAUUUGACCAGCAGGAACGACUUCAUGGGAUCCCUGUCCUUCGGGAUCUCAGAGCUACAGAAACAAGGGGUGGAUGGAUGGUUUAAGCUUCUCUCCCAGGAGGAAGGAGAGUACUUUAAUGUUCCUGUGCAGCCAGAAGGAGAGGAAGGCAACGAGGAGCUGCGGCAAAAAUUCGAGAGGGCGAGGGUGGGUCCAGGGAAGCCCACAGACUCCUCUUCCUCCUCCUCCGUCUGCAAGUACGACAGCAAUGGCAACCAGGACCGGGUCAAGCUCUCGGACUUCAACUUCAUCAUGGUCCUGGGCAAGGGCAGCUUUGGCAAGGUGAUGCUGGCAGAGAGGAAGGGCACUGACGAGCUGUACGCCAUCAAAAUCCUGAAGAAGGAUGUCGUGAUCCAGGACGACGAUGUGGAGUGCACCAUGGUGGAGAAGAGAGUCCUCGCUCUGUCUGGGAAACCACCUUUCCUCACUCAGCUGCACUCCUGUUUCCAAACCAUGGACCGAUUGUAUUUUGUCAUGGAGUAUAUAAACGGAGGAGACCUUAUGUACCAGAUCCAACAGGUCGGCAAGUUCAAGGAGCCUCAUGCUGUGUUCUAUGCUGCAGAGAUCGCCAUCGGACUCUUCUUCCUUCACUCUAAAGGCAUCGUGUAUCGGGAUCUGAAGCUGGACAACGUGAUGCUGGACGCCGAGGGCCACAUAAAGAUCGCCGACUUUGGCAUGUGCAAAGAAAACAUGUUUGAUGGAAUAACAACAAAGACUUUCUGUGGAACACCGGACUACAUCGCUCCAGAGAUCAUAGCGUAUCAGCCUUAUGGGAAGUCUGUGGACUGGUGGGCCUUUGGAGUUCUGCUCUAUGAGAUGCUUGCCGGACAGCCGCCUUUUGACGGCGAGGAUGAGGACGAGCUGUUCCAGUCCAUCAUGGAGCAUCAUGUCUCCUACCCUAAAUCCAUGUCCAAAGAAGCUGUUGCGAUCUGCAAGGGGCUCAUGACCAAGCACCCAGGUAAGCGUCUGGGCUGCGGUCCAGAGGGGGAGCGGGACAUCAAGGAGCACGCCUUCUUCCGCUAUAUAGACUGGGAAAAACUGGAGAAUAAAGAAGUCCAGCCGCCUUUCAAACCUAAAGCUUGUGGGCGUGAUGCGGAGAACUUUGAUCGCUUUUUCACGCGCCACCCCCCAGAGCUGACCCCCCCAGAUCAGGAGCUUAUAGCCAACCUGGACCAGGAAGAAUUCCAAGGCUUCUCAUUUGUUAACCCUGAGUACCCUCACUCAACUCACUGACCAUGCCACAUAUCACUGGGCUGCACUAGUUAUCCCCCCACACCUCAGAAACAUACAUUAAAACAAAACAAGAAAAAAGAUUUUAAAAAAAACAAACAAAAAAACCCACCAUGAUGUCAUAUCCAGGAUGCGUUCAGCUGGGUGAAACGUUAAAGGAAUAGUUCAGCAUUUUGGGGAAAUAUGCUUCUUCACUUUCUUAACUGUUUGAUAAGAGCAAUGUCAUCAACCUCGUACCUGUGUGUGGAGCUGGAAAUGCAAAGGAAUUAGCCUAGCUUAGCAUAAAGACUGGAGGCAGUAACAAGCAAAAACAAGAAAAUAUUUAUAUCAUGCAGUCCUCCCAAAGGUGCUGGAUUCUCGAGAAAACUGCUAAGACCUGCAGGGCGAGGCUGACACAGCUGUUUGUUAGCAUUUCUAGCUUGUCUGAAAAAUGCCGUAAAAGCUUGUUAAUCGACCUGAUUGGUUCAUCUUUGAUAUGUUAUUUUGUAUAUUUCAUCAAGGAAAACAAUUGGCGUAAACCUCAACAGUCCCAUCAAAUUUCAAGUCAAUAAUAUGUUAUUUGAAGGCACAGUUCAUUCAAAAAUGAAACUUCAGUCAUUAAGUACUUGCCCUCAUGCAGGUGAUUAGCUAUCUGUCGGUCAUGUGACCCUCGCUUGCAGGUCACUGCAGUUGGUUGAGAGUCAACUCUGAUAGCUGUAUUUUUGAGGAGCGCCUUGGCUUUCAGUCUCCUUUGCUAAGUUAAACUAGUCACCUCCUAGCUCCAGCUCUGUACCUGAUCUACAGAGACAGAAGCAGUGUCAAUCCUCUCAUCUAACUCUCGGAAAUAAAUCAAAUAACUACAUAUAUUCCCUCAAAACGCCAAACUAUUCCUUUAGAUAACGUUCAGAUGGAAAUGCAGACAGGUGCUCUAAUGCUAACAAUCAGGAGAAAAAACAGAUAUUCAUGUGUCAAGUUGCCAGUAGGAGUCUUGUUUCCAGCGGUGGCACUGUUCUCAGUUUACUUUGGUUUAGCAUGUCAUGUUACACUGCUGCUCUCAUAUCAGCUCUACUGGCUGUAUUUCUAUCUUCAGUGCAGAGAUGUUGCUCCUGAAUGCUGCCCGGCUGCUCACACCAGCAGGUUCAUGCUGGAGUCCGGCCUGAGCCUGCUCUGUCUCUGUGUCACCCUCCCUGUAAUUGCAUAUUGACUAUGAAGAUCAGUAAUAUUGAUGAGUGUACUAUGAUCACAUAUUGGUAAUAUUCAUACAGUGUAAGUGAAAACUGACCAAUUGCUUUGCUAUGAUUGUUUGAGUACUAAUCAGUUUCCUGAUGUUGACUUUACUUUUGUCUAUAGGACCAAAUACUUCUACACUUUCUGUUCAGUCAGUGUUGUGGUGAGCUUAUCGGAAAAUCUUUUGCUGAUUCAAUUUUUAACCAGUCACAGGAUAGAAGUCUUUAUACAUGCAGUCUGAAAGAGUGUAAGUCUGCGUCGAGUUAGUGAUUUUUGAUGGAUAGCUUGUUACUUUUCUCCUGAUUCAACAUUCUCCACACGACACUGUGUUUUUAAUGACAGAGGGCAUAUCUUCUCAGCUCGUAGACAACCAGUUCUGGAUGGUUUUACACAUGACUGAGCCCUGCGAGUCUCGUGAAGCUGAUAGUUUGUUAGCUUAAAAAAAAACAACAAAAAAAACGGGAUGUCCAAAAGUGCCAAAUAGGGUUCAGAAUCACGAGGAUGUGGAAGGAUAUCAUCCUCAAUUAACUGUGAUGAAGGGCAGCCAUCUUGUGCCAUUUUGCAGUACAUGUAUGAUUAUUAGAAUAUGCAUUAUAGCUUAUCUGUUCUCCAACAGUACAAUACCACUGGAAAGUCAUUUUCAUGUGUAAAAUGAAUCGUCCGAGCAGACGUGUGUUUCAUUGUGAGGCAGGUUGUAUUUUCCUUUUGUAACCGUGUAACGAUGCAGGUUAGUAAUAAUGUGUCAAAUCUUGUUCUUUGAGCUCGUAUCAAAAAGGGAGGCGGCAGCACGGCGACGGCGCUGAUUUGUUUCUGUUGUAUAAAGAUGCUCGCUGAUAAAGAUGAUGGUUCUGUGAGACAAUGGUAACGGUGACGUAAUGGGAGAGAGAAAAUAUAUAUAUAUAUCAAGUUCUAUAUCAGAGAGAUAUUUGGAUAAAUUGUUCUGGAUGAGAGAGAUGCUUCUGUGGAUUGUGUAAUUGUCCUGUAUGACUGGAAACUGAUAAUAUACUCACUGGUGCCUACCAGACUCCCUC
Molecule: messenger RNA, 4523 nt
Organism: Acanthopagrus latus (yellowfin seabream)
Lineage: Eukaryota; Metazoa; Chordata; Actinopteri; Spariformes; Sparidae
Product: protein kinase C beta type
Exons: 17
Coding region: 286-2289 (667 amino acids)
Biological process (GO): protein phosphorylation
Molecular function (GO): zinc ion binding; ATP binding; diacylglycerol-dependent serine/threonine kinase activity
Source: RefSeq, a predicted model, not a curated record